AAUUACUACAAGUCGUCAGCUCCUUCAAAGAACUACUACAAGUCGCCAUCACCAGCAAAGUACUACAAAUCGCCUACUCCCUCUAAAUAUUAUAAGUCACCGCCGCCACCAAAAUAUUACAAGUCCCCAGUUUACUACAAAUCUCCACCACCACCAACUUAUUAUGAGAAAUCACCUUCGUAUUACAAGUCACCUCUACCUCCUCCAACAUACUAUGAGCAAUCACCUAAGUCACCUCCACCCCCACCAAAAUACUACGAACAAUCACAAUCUUCUUACAAAUCUCCUCCACCUCCACCAAAAUACUAUGAGCAACUAUCGUCAUACAACUCUCCACCACCACCACUAAAAUACUAUGAGCAAUCACCAAUCAAUUAUAAGUCUCCACCUCCACCGUACUACAAAGAAUCUACACCUUCCUACAAAUCUCCUCCACCUCCACCAAAAUACUACAAGCAAUCACCUAUAACUUACAACUUACCAUCUCUGCCAAAGACUUAUGAAAAAUUGCCAUCAUACUUCUCACCUCCACCACCAACGAAGUACUAUAAGCAAACUCCCGUCUAUGCCUCACCUCCGNAUGAAAAAUCGCCAUCAUACUUCUCACCUCCACCACCAACGAACUACUAUAAGCAAACUCCCGUCUAUGCCUCACCUCCACCACCUGCAAAAUACGAGCAUGCCACCUAUGUUUCACCUCCCCCAGCAACCUACUACUAA
Nicotiana tabacum (common tobacco) is the source of this 720-nucleotide messenger RNA. RefSeq lists its product as uncharacterized. NCBI's taxonomy places the organism in Eukaryota, Viridiplantae, Streptophyta, Magnoliopsida, Solanales, Solanaceae. The record is from RefSeq and is a predicted model, not a curated record.